CUCUGAGUCAGCCACUCAGGUUAUCAGCAUGGCGGUACGCUACCGUGCAAGGUCUGAAAAAGCGAGAAAGGCACCAAAUCAUCAAAAGAGCUGGCAUCCCGUUUGAGAUGCGACGGGACACAGCGGGGGACCCCGAGUCUUUGUGUUUUUGGAUAGAGGCCGCUAAAGACUUAUGUGUGACACUGUGGUGAGCCGUGUCCUCUUACUCUGUGACAUAAGCGGGAGCGACCCAAAAUACACGCAAGUCAGGAAGUCGAGCCACCUCCAACGGUAGAACUUGCACCAUCACGAUGAGCAGUCUGGUGCUCGUCGAGUCCUUGGUGGUGUUCACCAUUGUCCUUUGUGUCCACUUUGUCAUCUGGGACCAGCUGUCUUGGUGCUCAAUUGCCUUAGCCAUCCAGGCCUUUUACGUUCAGCACAAAUGGGACCGCUUGCUGAAAUCAGGGGGGGGCGUCUUUCAUUUUAGGCCUUCUGCCAACAGUGGCAUCCUCCCCGCCUGCAUGGCCAUGCCACUCCUCGGCAUGGUCCUACAGGAGCGCUGUCGGGCAUCGGGGAACGUCUAUUUUGAACGUUUCUCAAUGGUGGUCACAGCAACUGGAAUGACGCUUGCGCUGUUCCUCUCCUUGAUUGCUCUCGGCAUCACGCGGCCCGUCCCCACUAACACUUGCAUCAUUUCUGGCAUUGCCGGCAGCGCCGUCAUCUACACUGCCAAGCAAGUGCUGACCGUCUCCGAAGUUAUUGAGGUCUUGGAGGUGCUCUUGAUCUUCGUCUACCUCAGCCUGAUUGUUUUAUAUCUCCUUCCUCGCUGUUUCACCCCUGGUGAGGCACUAAUUGUCGUCGGAGGCAUCAGCUUUGUCAUCAACCAGCUUAUUAAGCGCUCUCUCAAUGCUUCCGAGAGCCGAGGAGACCCAGUGACGCACUUUUUGCUGGUCGCAAUAGUGGGGUCCUUGCUGGUGGGAAUUUUCUUCGCACUCCUUUUUUGCUUCAUGGAGUCAGAGACCUGGGUGUCGUCCCUGUUUUUUCACAUGAUGACGGCAGUUCUGGGCUUGGGGAUCAUCAUGCCGUGGCUCGCCCUUCUGAUUCGCAGGCACCCCCUCAUGUGGCUGAUAGACUUUGUGCGGCACAGCAGUAUACGGCUGUAUUUGUUGAGCUAUUGGCUGUUUUUGGCGGUUCUGGCCUCUGGGAUUGUGCUGCAGCAGAACUUCAAACGAGGCGAGUCGAAGAAACACCAGGCGUCCACGGUGGUGAGGAAGUACUUUCAUCUGAUUGUUGUGGCCACUUUUGUGCCCGGCUUAAUUUAUGAUCGGGAGCUCCUGCACGUGGCAUCUGUGAUAUGUCUUUCAGUGUUUCUUCUCCUGGAGUACAUCCGGUAUUUUCGCAUCAGGCCCUUAGGGCGGCUUCUUCGGCAGCUGCUCACCCUUUUCCUCGAUGAGCGUGAUUCAGGUCCCCUCAUCCUGACCCACAUCUACCUGUUGAUUGGCUUAGCUCUCCCCGUGUGGCUUUUUCCUGGACCUUGCACUUCCAAGGGGACCUUUUCUGGACCAGGAGGGUUGGUGCCUUACGCCGGUGUGCUGGCUGUAGGAGUUGGGGACACGGUGGCCUCAGUCUUUGGAAGUAGCCUUGGAGAGAUUAAAUGGCCUGGGACCAGGAAAACAGUGGAGGGGACAGCCACCUCAGUCUUUGCACAAAUCAUUGCUGUGGCUUUGCUCCUCAUCUUUGAUGGAACGAUUAACCUGAAUGCAAGCUACUCCUGGAUUGUGAGCUCGAUAACUUUGGUUUCUUUACUUGAAGCCUUCACAAGUCAAAUUGACAAUCUGAUCCUGCCCCUGUACCUCUUUAUUCUGCUCAUGCUCUGAUAAAUGUGGAGCACGAAGACCCCUAUGUAGGAACAAAUUCUCGUCCAACAUUCACUCUCUGCUCCUUUAGCUAUGAAUGGUGGCGCAGGAGCUUGAAAGUGUUACGACUUUUUCCAAGUCACAUUUUUCUCCCUUUUUUAUUUAUUUUUUUAAUCUUUUGUCUUGAAAUGUAGAACUUUAGAAGAGAGAGACCCAUUGAGCCCGAGUGCACCUCCGGUCACGUCAAUAUCUGGCUGUUUUACUGUGAAGAAUGUGAAUGGAAAUUCUGUGUAAUGAAGGGUCAUAGGGGAAGUGCAGCUGUUUGGGUCGAGCACUGACUGCUAUUCUGUUAAUUAUGUAUUUAUUCUUAUUAAUAAUAAGUGAGGCUAAUCGGCUGAUACUGAUUAGUCCAGAAACACAGACAGUAUUGUAGAGGAGACGUCUGUAUGGAGUGGGCCUCUUGUUAAGAAAGUGAAAGGUACAAAUGGUGAAUGAGAAGUUGUGCAUUCGGGUCCAUAAAGUGGAAUCACUUGGCUGUUUGCUGUUCACUUGGCGUAUGGUUACUUCCUGACGGCCCGGCCAUUUAAGGGCAUCUGGCAGCAUGAGCCACUGGAAGAGACCACCACACUGUGGUGGAAAAUGUUUAUUAUGGGGUGCCAUUGGUUACUGACCAGUGAGCUUCCCUUAUCGAGAGGUGGCCCCAUAAGUGAUUGACUAAUAGAGCAAUAAAUCAUUCAAAGACCAUUAAAAGAAGGAAGGAGCGCAUUGAGAAGUUAGGUUUAUGGGGUCUUUAUUGUCUCAUGUUCAGAGUCCAGUGAAAUUCUGACUUCCGUGUGCUAAUCAACAUGCACCGUGUGGCCACUCUCUGGUUCUGUGGUCCGUCAGUGAAACAACAUGUCUGAUCAUAGAAGGAAAGCAUACAGUGGAUUCAGAAAGGACUCGGACUCGUCACGUUCUGCGCACGUUAGUGCGUUGUGAAUUUAAUUUGAGGUGGACACGUUUGCCAUUUUGGCCCAUCAGUAUACAUUCACUAACACAUCAUGACUUUUGCGGAAAGGUUUGCAUUUUAUUAACAAUCAAAAACUGAAAUCUCUCCUUCAUACGGAGUAUUCAGACCGUUUAGUUGGUGCUGUGGAGGUUUGUAGGAGCCCCUUUGGCAGGAGUCUUCAUGGGUAAGUCUACAAGCUUUGCUCACCUGGAUUUGCGCAGUUGAUUCAGUUCUUCCUGGCAGAUCCUCCGAAGCUCCGUUAGAUUGAAUGGGAGGCGUUUUUAAACUGCCAUCUUAGGUCUCUCCAAGUCUGUUCUGUGCCCACUCAAGGGCAUCAGAGGCUUGUCCAGAAGCCAGCUCAACGUUGUCUUGGCUGUAUGCCUUGCAUCAUCAUUGGGCUGAGAGGUGAGCUGUGGUGGGCACCCUGGAGCAGCUUUUCUUCAAGCCACAUUCACCUCCCAUCCCUAAUUCUGCCCAGUCUCCAAGUCCUUACACCCAUGUGGCACGAUGCUGCCACUACCAUGCUUCACCAUAGGGAUGGCAGUAGGCAAGUGACGAGCAGCCCGGUCCUUGACCGACAUUGUGCUUGGAUUUCCGAUUUUGUGUCGUCAGACCAGAGUCCUUUAAAUGCCAUUUAGCAAACUCCAGGUGGGCUCUCGUAGGCCUUCAUCUCAAGUGUGGCUCUGGUCUGGCCACUCUCCCAUUAAGGCCCAAGUGCUGCUGAGCUGUUCGUCCUUCCAACAGGUUCUCCCAUUUCAGUAGCAGAUGUCUGAAGCUCUUGGCCACCUCCCUCACAAAGGCUGCCCUUCUUGAUCAGUUCUCUAGAACAUAGUCCAGAGCGUUCCAAACUUCUUCCAUUUCACAGUUGUUGUUGCCACUGUGCUCCUGGCAACACUCGGCACUUUAGAAAUUGUUUGGUCCCCUUGGCCCAAUCUGUGCCUCGAUGUCAUGAAGUCCACAGAGAGGUCCUUGGACUUCAUGGCUUGGUUUUUGUCCAGACAUGCAGUUUGAAUUGUGGGACCUCCUAUUGAUGGGUCGCCGUGUGCCUUUCUAAAGGACGUCCAGUCGGUUCAUGUUGCCACAGGUGGUCUCCUGUACAGUCAAGUUUAGAGACGUCUCAAGGAGCAUUAAAGCAAACAGGGUGGGCUCGAGCACACAGCAAGGGGGCUGAAUACGUUCAGGAAGGUCACAUGGGUGGUCACAUGUUGUCACUUUGUCAUUAGGGAUUACCGAGUGUACAUUGAUGGGCAUUAAUGUCCGAAGUCUCCAUUUUAAUUGAAUUCUGCAACACGAUAAAGCGACGGGCACUGAAGACUUUCUGGUUUUGCUGUCCAUACAGAACAUGGAUGGAGAUUUCUAAUUGGAUCCGAGUCCUGUUAGGGGGGAUGCACAAGCGGAGCAGUGAUGCACGUUUUUUUGAAUCGCAUGCAGUUGGGCCCUUUCAUGUGGAUAAAUAUUUUGAACAAAAUAUGCAGAUAAAUAAUGUGAUGACACGUAAAUGAUACCAAAUGAUUUGUGAGCAUAAAUAAUUAAGUGUGUCAUGGAAUAUAUUGUUCUUGACGUUUUCAAUUAUCUCUUGAUUUAUUUCAGUGACCUCCCACACCACGUGAAGUGCACCUUGAAAUGAAAUCUGUCCUUUACACCUGUCAGAGUUGAGAGGGUGGGCGGGCUCUAGGGAGUCCUGAGCUUGGAUUGGUGGCUCAUCAGUCCCACGGUGACAGCAGGGUUUUUCCGAAGACCCCCAGUGCCAACUCUGAGCAGGCGCUUUGGCUCGUCGGGCGACUGGUCGAAAGUGCAGCCAUUAGAGGCGGGUCUGUCAAAUGACUAUGCUGACAGGUGAAAGUGACAGUUCAUGUUACGUGCUGCGUCACUGGACAAGUGAAGGAAUAACAAAUAAGAAACAAACUCUGUCCAUUUCAGACACAUUUAUGCUCACUUAAUCUUUAGGAUCGGUUUACCGUGACAUUUCACAAUACCGUUAUUUAUCUAUAUGCAUAUUUAUUUUUGUCCACUGUGUCCUCUAUAUUAGAAGUGUCCCUGCUUAUAUUUCUAGAUUUAAAAUCCAGAAUACCAAUGACUUCCCAUAACGUUAAAAGCUUGCACUGUUCGACUGGCUCUAUUUUGAAUUGUGUGGUUAAAUGGAAUGUCGUUGAAACUCCCGUCUUUUACGUACUCUAAGCUUGGAUGGCGUCAGUGUCUGUCUGUUUAACAUGACGAAGGUUCUGGAGAAUGAAGGGUCGUAGGAGAAAUGCACCUCUAAGGGUCAAGUAGUGACUGAUGUUAUUUUAAUAAUUUAUUCUGGGUAAUAAUAAUACAUGCAAAUGCUUUCUGUGUUACUUUUGAAUAUGACUUGCUGCAAAGAUAUUUAAAACUCAGAAAUACUCUUUAAUAAAAUUUUAAA
Erpetoichthys calabaricus (reedfish) is the source of this 5224-nucleotide messenger RNA. It is a transcript of the gene dolk, whose product is annotated as dolichol kinase. Bases 291 to 1856 code for a protein of 521 amino acids. Gene Ontology annotation, molecular function: dolichol kinase activity. NCBI's taxonomy places the organism in Eukaryota, Metazoa, Chordata, Cladistia, Polypteriformes, Polypteridae. The transcript is spliced from 2 exons. Gene Ontology annotation, cellular component: endoplasmic reticulum membrane. Gene Ontology annotation, biological process: dolichyl monophosphate biosynthetic process. The record is from RefSeq and is a predicted model, not a curated record.